AUGUGGAUGAGAGGUCUGGUCCUCCGCUGUGGAUGGAAAAGCAUGAACAUCCAGAAGGCGGUGCCCCUCAGCUGCUCCACGGUCCGGAGGCCCCAGGGGAGGUGUGCGAGUGGGACAGCCGCCACUGGACGGGGAGAGGCCCGAGUCAAAAGAGUGUCCAUCGAGGGCAACAUAGCGGUGGGGAAGUCCACGUUUGCUUGCCUGCUGCAGUCGGCCUGUCCGGACUGGGAGGUGGUGGCAGAACCAGUCAGAAAAUGGCAGAACAUCCAGAGUGGCGCCCCUGGGAGCUGUACAGUGAGUAACCUGCUGCAGAUGAUGUACUCAGACCCACAGCGUUGGUCCUACACCUUCCAGAGCCACUCAUGCAUGGGCCGCAUGAAGACACAGCUGCAGCCCCCGGCCCCACGCCUCUUGCAGACACCAGGGGGCGCUGUGCAGGUCUACGAGAGAUCCAUCUACAGUGACAGGUACAUCUUUGCCCUGAACUCCUUCGAGCUGGGGUUCCUUAACUCCACUGAAUGGGCGAUCUACCAGGAAUGGCACUCGCUGCUGGUGGAAGAGUUUGACCAGAGGGUGGCGCUAGAGGGCAUCAUCUAUUUGCGAGCCCCUCCACAGACGUGUAUGGAGCGGCUGCAGAUCCGAGCUCGCCCAGAGGAGCAGGCCGUGCAGCAGGACUAUCUGGACAACCUCCACUCUCAGCACGAGAGAUGGCUGGUGGACAAGAGCACAGAGGUCCAUUUUGAGGCUCUGCGCCGGGCCCCUGUGCUGCAGCUCGAUGCCAGUGUAGAGUUCAAGUCCGACCUCCAGGUUCAACAGGACUACAUCACUAAGGUGAAGGACUUCUUCAGUUCUUUAUGA
Molecule: messenger RNA, 858 nt
Organism: Knipowitschia caucasica
Lineage: Eukaryota; Metazoa; Chordata; Actinopteri; Gobiiformes; Gobiidae
Source: the annotation of a GenBank genome assembly